Ailuropoda melanoleuca (giant panda) is the source of this 911-nucleotide messenger RNA. Its product is annotated as chymotrypsinogen B. The coding region runs from base 105 to 896 and encodes 263 amino acids. The transcript has 7 exons. Lineage: Eukaryota; Metazoa; Chordata; Mammalia; Carnivora; Ursidae. Gene Ontology annotation, biological process: proteolysis. Gene Ontology annotation, molecular function: serine-type endopeptidase activity. The record is from RefSeq and is a predicted model, not a curated record.
UCAAGAUAAGGAAGGGAUGGUGAGGCAGGCUGUAAUUGGUGGGCUGGGGGAAUAUAACGGGGGUCCUUCAGGCAGACCCCAUCCCACCUCCUGAGCCACACGCCAUGGCCUUUCUCUGGGUUGUCCUUGGCUUUCUCCUCUUUGGCAGCAGCUCCGGCUGCGGGGUCCCUGCCAUCCGCCCCGAGCUGAGUGGACUGUCCCGGAUCAUCAAUGGAGAGGACGCUGUCUCCAGCUCCUGGCCCUGGCAGGUGUCCCUGCAGACUGGCUCCGGCUUCCACUUCUGCGGGGGCUCCCUCAUCAGCCAGCACUGGGUGGUCACUGCUGCCCACUGCAGGGUCAGGAAGGGCCACCGUGUGGUGGCCGGGGUGUCUGAUCAUGGCUCUGAUGACGAGGCUGUCCAGGUGCUGAGGAUCGAGGAGGUUUUCGAACACCCGCUGUGGGACAGGGCUGCAGACACCAAUGACAUCGCCCUGCUGAAGCUGGCCACACCUGCCCUGCUCUCCGACACCGUGUCCCCCGUGUGCCUGCCCAGCGGCAACGCCAGCUUCCCCACGGGCUCCAUCUGCGCCACCACAGGCUGGGGCAGGACCCAGUACAACUCCCACAAGACCCCCGACAAGCUGCAGCAGGCGGCCCUGCCCCUCCUGUCCAAUGCCGAGUGCAAGCAGUUCUGGGGCAGCAGGAUCACCGAUGUGAUGGUCUGUGCGGGCGCCAACGGCAUCUCCUCCUGCAUGGGCGACUCUGGUGGCCCCCUGGUCUGCCAGAAGGAUGGAGCCUGGACCCUGGUGGGCAUCGUGUCCUGGAGCAGCAGCAUCUGCUUCCCCUCUAUUCCUGCCGUGUACGCCCGCAUCACCGAGCUCAUUUCUUGGGUUCAGGAAAUACUUGCUGCCAACUGAGCCCAUAGCCCCCAC